AUGAGUGAACUCCAGUUGUGCUGGACUGCAAAUAUUGAACAACUAAAACAUUUCGUGAACGAAAAUAUCAAAUUAAACGACGGCAAUUGGAUUUCGCCGGGAGGAGACAAAAAAGUAUAUAGCGAUGGUACUACAUCUAUAUCAUGGCGAAAAAGUAAGAAAAUUCUACAAAUUGAAGGUAAAGAGAAGAAACAAAUAAUAGCAAAGUUAUGCUCAUUGAUAUGUAGCGUACAGACUAACAUAGUGACAAACGAAGCUGUAGCUACAACUACACGGGACGAAAAUGGCGUCUCCCCUCUCACAACACAAAUCUUGUCUGCCGAACUUGAAGGCGCUAAACUCGACAUAACAAUUGCAGAAAGGGAUAUUCUCAUAAACAAAGAUAUUAUAAAUAAUGUUGAUAACCGCCUUAACAAAAUAAAUGCUGAAUUUGACGAUUUUAGUAAACAACUUGAAUAUUGCAAGAAAGAAAUUUAUAUGUUACGCAACGGUCAUAUGAACGGUCAUACAUAUGUUACGCAACGGAAACUACAAAAAUCACUCAAGUGA
Molecule: messenger RNA, 549 nt
Organism: Paramuricea clavata
Lineage: Eukaryota; Metazoa; Cnidaria; Anthozoa; Malacalcyonacea; Plexauridae
Source: the annotation of a GenBank genome assembly